UUGAUAAAGAAAUUACACCAAACUGAGUCAUUUUUUGUGGUUCCACCUCACACACAACAAAAUCAUCAAACUCUACCUGUCCAUUUAAAUUCUGAUUUGUUGUUGCCCUUAAAAUCUCCAAUUACUUGUUCACUAAAAGGUAGGUGGUGGCCGUUUACCUUCCUUUUGACAAAUUCUCUUUCCUAGCCUUCAUGGGUAUCAUACUAUGCAGUGCUUAACAAAAAGGUGUUGUAAUGAUGUAGAUAAAACCACACUACUAAAUUAUAAGUUAGAAACAUCAUAAUUUGCAACAUUUUUGUGGCUAUUUUUUUCUCCAUUAUUAUGAAGAGUAUAAUGGCAGCCAAAUCACCUCAUGACUCUUCGUUCUCCUUCUCUAGAAGGUAUUUCCAUUGGAAAAAGAAGGCUUUGUAUGAGGACGAUGAAGAAAAAAUCCUCAACAUAAGUUCAUCGUCACAUUUUUCUGAGGAUGAUAAUGAUGAUGUUGGCGGAAAGAAAGAAGAAGAUCAUCAUAAUCAACUUAGAAUCCAAAUGCCAAUAGGAAUUGCUGCUCUUGAAAAGUACAAGAAUACAAAAUCAAAGUUCAAGUCAGCACUAACAAUUCUUACAAAGAAUCAUUCUCAAAAUCACCGUUCUAGAACACAUAUGGUGGGUACGCUUUUCGGCUAUCGUCGUGGACAUGUCCAUUUUGCGUUCCAAGAGGACUCAAAGUUAAGCCCUGCGUUUUUGAUUGAGCUAGCAACACCAACAAGUGUUUUGGUUAGGGAAAUGGCGUCUGGGGUGGUGAGGAUUGCAUUGGAAUGUGAGCAGAAAUCAGGAGGAGGAGGAAGAAAGGGUUUGAAGUUGCUUGCGGAACCCAUUUGGAGGACUUAUUGCAAUGGAAGGAAAUGUGGUUAUGGAUAUAGACAUGAAUGUGGGUCAGAGGAAUGGAGGAUAUUGAGAGCUGUGGAGCCUAUUACAAUGGGUGCUGGUGUGUUGCCAAUGCCAAGUAAUGAGAAUGGAGCUGAGUUUGAAGGUGAGAUAAUGUAUAUGAGAGCUAAGUAUGAGAGAGUUGUUGGCUCUAAGGACUCUCAAGCUUUCUACAUGUUGAGCCCUGCUGGUAGUGGGGGUCCUGAACUCAGCAUUUACUUGCUUAGAGUUUGACAUAGCCAAAGCGUAUGUCUUUUGCAUUCAUGUCUCUCUUCUCAUCUAUCUAUAGUGUUAUGUAGUUUUGAAUACUGUGUUCUUCAUUCAUGUCUUAACAAGAUGAGAGAACAUGAUUUUAAGUUGUGCUUGCCGUUUUACUUUUAUAUCACGGCAAAAUGCAUGCAAUUGUGUUAAAUAUAACAAGAUAAAUAUAUUUACAUGCAAAAUAUAAAUAUACAUAUACGUUUUUUUAGUGGCAAAAUACGUAUACUAUAAUAAAAUGUAAUAAAAGUGGAACAAAC
Vicia villosa (hairy vetch) is the source of this 1424-nucleotide messenger RNA. Its product is annotated as protein MIZU-KUSSEI 1-like. The record is from RefSeq and is a predicted model, not a curated record. The transcript has a single exon. The coding region runs from base 322 to 1140 and encodes 272 amino acids. Lineage: Eukaryota; Viridiplantae; Streptophyta; Magnoliopsida; Fabales; Fabaceae. Gene Ontology annotation, biological process: hydrotropism.